AGAUAUAAUGAACAACAUAACAACAGAGCUAAUCUGCUAUCCACCGUCAGCCGAUACGACGUGACAAUUUGAUUUAAUAAUACUCUGUGAUACAAGUGUAAUUUGAAUGGGAGGUGCAGAGCUAACCUUCAAUGAAAACAAGAAACCCUCGUUGGUUUUCCAGGAGAGUCAGUGUCAACUCUGCAAGUACACUCUCCGAGACCCCCUUUCAGCCUCUUGCAGACAUCCGUCCUGCAAGAGUUGCCUGGCAGUCCUUUUCACCCGGGACCUCCCACCAAUUGACAAAGUAUUGUGUCCAACAUGCAACUGUCUGCUCAAGCUAAAUGAGUUAAAGCCUGAUGUGGCAGCUCAAAAGAGGCUACAAAAGAUUAAGUCAUGCAAGUGUAAAAAUUGUAGCUGGAAAGGGUCCUACACUGAUUAUAUUCAGAAUCAUGAGCGGAACUGUGGCGGAGUCGCACGCAUUCAAUGUAAGGUGUUUGGAUGCGGGAAAUGGCUGCCAGAGAAACGAGCGCUUGACGUCCAUCGAACAGACGAGUGGUGUCCCAUGAUACUUAUCAUGAAAGCUAGGCUAAACCAUGCAGAAAUUGUACAUCUCAGUAUGAGGGUAAGUAUUGGAUAUUAGCCUAACUGGCCUUUAGUCACAUAAUUUUAAGCCUAGUUACCACCCAAUUAUAUUGGAACUAUUCAACAACUUGCUGGCAGCUUUUACUAGUAUCUUGAUGCAUUCAUUCCAAAACUUGUAUGACCCACGUUUGUUAAAAAUGAGAUAAAGAAAUGAAAUGUAACUCCAAGGAAAACCCUUUGCCUAUUACCAUACCCAAAAAGAAAAAAAGUAAUGGUACUUGCAUGAAGAUGAAAAUUUUGCUGCUAGCAGCUUUUAUCUUGAUGUAAUCAUUCUAAAGCUUGCAUGACCCAUGUUUUGUUUUGUUUUUUUGAGAAAAGGAGAUGAAAUGUAACUCCAAGGAAAAUCUUUAGCUUAAUACCAUACCUCAAAAAGAAUAAAAAAAGAUAAUGAUAUUAAUGAAUGAAGAUCAAGUUACUUGGCUUUUUGCAUUUGAUUUUGAACACAUGCACACAGAAACCAAGUUGUACCUGAAAGAACUUACUCACUCUUUACAUUUUAUCAUGAGGGUCUGAAUACACUUUAAUAAAAAGUGACUUUUUUUCGUUUCAUCCAUUGUAUUUAUCACAUCUAAGUAAUCUCAAUAUACACGUACGAUGAACAAUAAAACAAAAAGAUCGAAAACAAAGUAAUAUGAAUAUAUCUUUGAUAAGAGGAUCAUUGAAAGCUCACAAAUAGCUUGUGGGAAAUGAUACUCAUUAAAAGAAUUAUAAAUAGAAUGUACCUUUGGUUUACACCGAAAGUUGAAGUUGGUUAAUCAGUAAUUGAGAUCUAUACAUUACAUUAACGCCUGUGUAAAAAUACCUCCCAAUACCAAGGGAUAUUAUUCUCAGGUUACCUAGCAACACGUCAAAGAAUCAAAGGAGGCAGCAAUAUGUGGUAAAAUACAUGUAUCAGUUUCACUUACCUAUUCUUGGAAUGGCAGCUCAGAUCAAGAUGCUAUUACCAUGUCCAUACAAAUCAAUAAACAGAAACAGCUGAAUUAUAAUAUUCCAAAUACCAAUGAAUCAUAGAUUAACACUAAAAUGUGUGAUAAAAUUGAUCAUCCAAGUAUCAAAUGACUGUUAAUGGAUACAGACAGACAGCAUAGAACUUGAUAGUUUCAUGUAGUAUUCCAGCAAUGUGUUGAUCAACAGUUACGCAAUAUUUGUUUUUUUUUCCUGGAGGGCUGGAGACGUCAUAGCAUCUGCUGCUUUGAUUACAUGAUAAGAAUUAAAAUAUUGGUUAAUAUAAAAAGAAAGCACUCUUGACCUCUAUGGGCAUUUCCCCUUUUUCUGAUUUGUAUUACUCAUCAGUGCUGAUUGUGGCAGAGAAUGUACCUGUUGGCUGCUGUGUUUAUUUUGGUCCCCUAUAAAUCAUUGUCCCUUGUCUUUUUUUCUUUGCUUGUGACACAGAGGAAAAUGAGUGAUGCAUACAUGCACAUAUACUGUACAUAUAUUCAAAUAUAAAUUAAGCACCCUAUCCCCCCCCCCCUCCUUAUUAUCAAAAAUUCAUGUUCGUCAUUGUGUUUUACAAAUAAUUUUGAAUUCAUUCAUUGACUCUCCUUCAUAAUUUUCAUUAAUCGAUACUUUAUCCAUCCAUUUAUAACUACUAUAGGUGCUGUUAGCCACCUAUGUAUUUGAAUUUCCUUUUAAUUGUAAAAUAAAUCUACAAUUCAAGUUUGGCCAACUUAUUAUUAUAAAACAAUCCUGCCACAUCAUAGAACUAUAUGACAUAUUAGGACUACGACCUGCUUCACAGCCAUUGUAAUUAGUACUUGGAUAAUUAGUUGGACGAAAUCCGCCUCAAAUAUAUCAAAACAUGAAUUAAUCCUACAUAUUUUAUUUCCCUUUCAAUUUUUUUCCUCACUGACUAUAGAUCUUCUGCAUGAUGAUGUAGGUAAAUGGUUUGUGUUCAAAAUAAAAAUUGUGACUUAAAAGUAAAUUCAACAAAAGAAAUGAUUUGUUUGAAUAGGGGAUGGCAUCUUAUAUCACAUGUUGAGAAACACAACUGCUUUGCCAAAUUUCUGAUUGCCCUAAAACUGUCUAAUUCUUUUUUCACAGUGGAAAUGAAUGAGAGAAAUUUUCACCAUUUAUAACAUAUACAUUCUUUUAGCAUGUCCUGUAUUAUUUAUUUAUUUCCGUUUUAUUUCAGCAGGGUAGCCCUUUCAGUUACAAAACUGCUUUACCAAGGGGCCCUGCACAAUAAAAAAAUAAAUACAUAUAAAUAACAAUUUACACACAAAUAAACUACUUAACUAUAUACUUAACUACAAUUAUUUACUCAAGUAAAAUCACAUUAAAUU
This is a messenger RNA of Lytechinus pictus (painted urchin), 2906 nucleotides long. Its product is annotated as TNF receptor-associated factor 2-like. The coding region runs from base 107 to 622 and encodes 171 amino acids. Lineage: Eukaryota; Metazoa; Echinodermata; Echinoidea; Temnopleuroida; Toxopneustidae. The transcript is spliced from 5 exons. The record is from RefSeq and is a predicted model, not a curated record.